Molecule: messenger RNA, 4397 nt
Organism: Brassica oleracea var. oleracea
Lineage: Eukaryota; Viridiplantae; Streptophyta; Magnoliopsida; Brassicales; Brassicaceae
Exons: 6
Coding region: 260-3514 (1084 amino acids)
Source: RefSeq, a predicted model, not a curated record
UCCUCUUCCUUCUCUCCCUCCCACUAUUACUAUUAUUCUCUUUCUUCCUAUAAUCUUAGACUUCUACUACUUGUCUCUUUCUUUUUUGUCGGUGGAUUUGCGUCUCUUCUCUGGUCAGUGACUGUAUCUUUCUUUCAUCGGAAUAACUAAAUACUUCACGUCCUCUUUCUCCAUCAAAGACAGAUCUGCAAGUGUUUGGUGGAGUUAAGCCUUAAACAGGUACAAGCUUUGGGGCAUUUACUUCGAGCGACGCAGCGCUAUGUCUGGAAACCAACAGCCUCAGAUCAGCCUGCCUACAUGGCGGUACAGUGAUUUCAAUGCUGCUAUUCCCAUCAAGAAGAGGAAGUACUUUGUACAGCCGGAAGCACCUUUGGAUAAUAAUCCACUAGCUAACGAGAAAGGUGAUACUAGGAGUGCUUUGGAUUCAUCUGAUAAGACUCAUGUCAGUCAGAAAAUGAUUGGCGAGGGAUCUAGGAUUAUCAAUAUUGGGAAACCAGUCCCUUCGUUGUCUGUUUCUGUCGGAAAAAAUGCUGAGAGUGUUGGGAACUUAGUUCCUGACCAAAUUAGAGUGAAAGUUGAGGAGCCAAUUAACUCCAGUCCUUUGGUAGCCUCUGAGGUCCCUUCUAGUUCUGACAUAGCUGGCAGUUCACUCCAUACUUCUCUGAGAAAGCUUCCUUCGGGUGUUGAACAACACCCUGGUGUACUUGUGACCUCAGAUAAAACUGUUCAUAAGGCCCAUGGCAUUGUUAGGGAGACACGUGGCAAUGAAGAGUGUCAAACACAAGCAUCUGCUGGUACGGGUAAUGUUGCCUUGUGGCUAGGUGCUAUAACUAAAAACAAUGAAGAGCCUACAGCGCUGGAUUUGUCGUUAAGCAAGGGAGUCUGUGCCCCUCAUGACCCGGAUUUUAUCAAUUCUGGAAUUCACAAUGUUGUGAACAGAUCAAAUUGGGAUUUGAAUACUACCAUGGACGCUUGGGAAGAUGUUCUUGAUCGCAAGACUAGAGUUAAGACAACUGGUGCGUUCUUAAACAGUAGCAACAACACAGGUUGCCCUGACAUGGAGACAUCAACUAAUGUUAUUGCAAAGUCUGUUUCUGAAGGGGUUAAGUCUCCUACAUUGACUUUGACACAGUCUGAUCAUGAGGUUAAAUCCACUUGUUCGCUUAGUCUAGGCCUCGGUUCACAUCCUCCUAUUGUCAGAUCUCCUUCUCUAUCAGCCUGUACAAGUACUUCUAGACCAGCUAUGAUUGUUGGUAAUGUGAACUCGGUAAACCUUAGGACUGUGAAGUCAGAAGUCACUGAAGAGAGUGUGCAAGUUGAUCCGACCAGGCUAUCACAGGAUGUUGUUGGUAGAUUCAGACAAGAAAACAGUCUCGCAUCUGGUAGUUUGAAGCUUUUGGAUUCGAUAUCAGUAAAGGCUGAGCCAAAUAACCUCACUCAAUCGGAAGCUUUCAAUAGGAAAGAUGGAACGUUGAAUCAUCGCCGUAGACCAUUAAUGCAAUCAGAUGAGAUCCUUGAUUUACCGACAAGUUUUACGCCAAAUCAGAUGGAUAAAUAUAUGCCUUCUAGUGGCAUCGGCAAUGCGCUAAUGUCCUUGAAUGGAUUGACGAGAAAUCCAGGCGUACAGAGUUACCCUGACUCUACAUUACAAGACAAUCCAGGCCAGAGCUCUGGUCAUGGAGAUCAUAACCUCAAUGCAUCAGGUGUGAAUGAUAAAGUUCUAGAUGAUUGCAAGACCUAUGUUUCUCCUGGAACUGAUGAACUUCCUAAAAGUGGCGAAGAAAAGAAUAUCUUAUAUGGUAAGGAGCUAAGGGAAAAGUUAUCCAGUCACGAGUUUGACCACGAUUGUGUUAAUGAUAGAGUGCUAAAGAAGCAAGUUGGAAAAAGAAGUACAUACGAGGACGACGAGAAGGUCCAAAGACCAGUUGCCAUGCUUGCUGAUGUUCCAUUUGACAGUAACAAUCAAACUUCUAACCAUGUGGAAGAAAAAGAGAGUCAAGCUACACUUCUUGCUAAUACAGGUUAUAAUGAAGGAGGGAUAGUUCAGGAUGGUGAACAGUCAACUCAUCAAAUCAUUCAUGCUAGUGAAGGAGUGUCAGGUGUGUCUACACUGUCAGGCGGAAACGGUGAUAACCCUGAGACAUUAGAUAACAACAGUCCAGUUUCACACAAGGCAGAGAUGUCUACUUUUGACGAUGAUCCUCCUAUGGCGUUGAGUGAAGGUAGUCCGGGACGAAUCAGGACACUAGAUGCUUCAGACAGCUUUGUGGAGAGAGAUAGAUUGCCUGGUUUCUCACUUGGACAGCGGAAAUAUUCGAGAUGGAGUGAUGAGUCCUGCAGUUUCUCGCGUGAGAGCUACCGUGGCAAAACCAUAAGACGCCCCAGGCUAAAUUUCAUGCCUCACAAAAGGAGAUUCUCUGAUGAUGAUGAUACAGAAAGCAAUCUCCAUGAAAGGGAUACAAAAAAUUUUGAGUCAAAUAGCUAUGGAAACACUCGCCGGGGUCGAGGUGGCGGCGCUUUUCCCAAUAGAGGGAGACGGCCUGCAGAUGACGAAGGAGACACUUUCCCCCACUCCUUUACGAGAAGAAACACUAGCUUUUCAUAUACUCAAAGAGGACCAACAAACAAAGAGGAAGCAUCUGAGUUUCACGGGUUUAGAGAUGGUGAAAGACAAUCCAACAAUACGGAGCCGAUGUUUAUGACUCAGUCACGUCCCUAUCGAGGUCGGAGUAGUUUUGGUCGAGGAGGACGGACAAAUUUCUCAAACAACUCCAAACGGGAUUUUCCUGGAUAUCGUUCACGGUCUCCAGUUAGAUCAAGAGAUAGAUCAGCUGGUCCGUCCUCGUCGUCUUUCAGGAACAGAUCACAGGAAGAUUUCAACGGGAAUACAGACUUUUCUCAUAGGAGAUCACCCUCAGGUUACAGAACGGGGAGGUUAAGCUCGCCUGACCAUUCUGGUUAUCCAAGGGAAGGGUUUGUCAGAAGGCACAACUCUCCGCCUUACUCGCAUAGACCGAGGGGCCGGGGUUAUGAGAGGGGGAGAGGAUAUGCAAGGGGGAGGGGUUAUGGAAGAGAUGGCAUCUCUUUUAGGAAACCGUAUGAUCGUGUUGUGCAUAGGAACUUGAACAACUUUGAUCCUCGAGAGAGGGUGGACUACAGUGAUGAUUUCUUUGAAGGAACGAUUCAUUCUGAACGGUUUGGUGGUGAUGGUAAUGCUGAGAGGAGACAGUUUGGUUAUAGACAUGAUGGUGGUACCAGCUCUUUUAGACAAUCUUUUAGCAAUGAUGGUUGUGGACCUACUAAUGUAGAGAAUGACCCUGACGCUGCGAGAUUUGGACAGAACACUGGUGUUGGAAAUAGAGGGGAGCAAGGGAGUUUAGUGGAGACUGAUGGGAGAAAUAAGAAUUCGAGUGAGAAUGCUUCUGGAAGAAGUAAGAAUAUGGAAGAGGAGGAAAAUUCAAAGCAGAGUGAAAUUUGGCGACAGGAUGAGGUUGGUGGUGGUGAUGGGUUUUAGAAGAAAGAUUAGUACUCAGUUUGCGUGAAUCUUCUAAGACCAGGAAGAUUUUGAGUAUAGUGAAUUAGGUACAAAACGAAAGUUCUGUGGUUUACCAUGGCUGAGGUCAGUUAGUAGCUGAUAACUGUGGUCAUUGCUUGCCUGUGUAUAUACAGCUCUUCUCUUUUGGUGUCAUCUAGAUCUUUUUUUUUGCCUUUCGUGCUGUUACUCAGACUUCAGUGUUGUUCUCUCCGUUGUAGCACUGUCCGUGAAUGGACAUAAAACUGAAGGAAGAUGGUAUGGCGUGAAUACAUGUGGGAAUUUUUCAGGCUUGUCCACACUCAGUAAUCCUCAGCUGCUUGGGUAGAAGGUGACUUAUCUAAUUGAUAUGAGGCGAGGAACGACUAGGGUGUUAGAAGAGACACUUUCAUCUUGUUGAAAUACAGCCACAUACACCUUUUUAAACAUGCAAAAAAUGCAGGUUUGAUGUAUGAGUCUCUUUGCCAAAGCACUAGUACUCGAAGUUGGGCUUGCUAAGACGAUAAUGACCCCUACUAUGGAUGAGCUAUGACUGUUUUUGGCUUAGAACAUUCAUUUUCAUCUGGAAUAACACCAGAUAAUGAAUUCUUCUAACAUGAUGUCAUCAAUUAAGUGCUAGGCACGCCCAAGAUGAUUAAUAAGUACACAUCUUUGUGGAACUUGAAGUAUAAGCUAUACCAACCUUGCCUGAAAUGUUGUAACAGCCACUGAUUAUCUGCUGUCAGAACCAGGUUUACUGGAAACUGCUUAAGUUGCACCACCUUUGACCUAUUGGUUUGGUUACUCUUUUUUUUUUCUCACUUCAUGUGAGUUUGAACUUCAAAGGUACAUCUCACCAUGAGGAAAAGAAUAUUUCUGAUUGAUG